This is a messenger RNA of Ostertagia ostertagi, 765 nucleotides long. Lineage: Eukaryota; Metazoa; Nematoda; Chromadorea; Rhabditida; Trichostrongylidae. The record is from the annotation of a GenBank genome assembly.
GUUGCCGAUUCUGUAGACUAUCUCAAUUACUAUGUAACGUCAAUUAUGUUUGCCUUUUUUGCUUUGGCCAUAUCAGCGAAACAAUAUUUUGGAUCUCCAAUACAAUGCUGGGUGCCAAGCGAAUUCAGAGCUGGAUGGGAGAAAUACGCCGAGGAUUACUGUUUUAUUGCAAACUCCUACUAUGUACCAUUCGAUGAGGAGAUUCCAGUCGAUAUCGAACAUCGCAAGGAUCACAUCAGCUAUUAUCGAUGGGUGCCAAUUAUGCUGGCUUCUACAGCAAUCAAUCCGAGAGAGUUUUUAAAAGAAGCGGAAAAAGCCCGGUACGCCGUAGGAGAAAAAAGGGACAAAGAAAUUGAAUCACUAGCGAACUAUUUUAUGGAAACUGUGGCUGUUUUCCAACCGGACCUGAAAGGAAAGAGAUACUCAUCGCCCCGUUCCGGGUACAAUGCAACGUUGCUAUACCUUUUUACAAAAGCCGCCUACGUUACUAAUAUUUGUGUGCAAAUCGUUAUUCUUAAUCACUUUCUCGGGCAAAACUACCUCAACUGGGGAUAUGAGAUGACAUCCAAUAUUGUUCAAGGUAAUGAAUGGAAGGAAACAGAAGUCUUCCCUCGGAUUCGUCGUCUUGCCAACCUUCAACGUCAUACUGUACAAUGCGUUAUAAUGAUGAAUAUGAUCAACGAAAAAUUGUACCUCUUUUUGUAUUUUUGGAUGUUUUUCCUCGGGAUCGCUACAAUCAUAAACUUCAUCUACUUUACCAAAUGA